UUUAAAAGGAGGUGGAUGCCGAGCUCUUUAAAAGCCGCUGACGGCUCCCUCCUGAUGCUCUUUUCAUCAUGGCACAGCCUGUGUAUUUUGGGGGUGGGAGACGGCAGCAGAAAGCUCCCGCGAAGGCUCGGGGAGGGCUUGCGGGGCGGGGUCCAGGUAGCGCCGGGGACAGGGCAGGCCCCGGAGUUUGCCAGCCCGCGGGCGGAGGCCACGUGGGCCCCUCUGCAGUCCUGCCCCCGAGGAAAAGCUGCAGCCGCGGCUCGCUGGGGCACCUGUCCGGGAAGAGUCCGCGGGCGGAGCUUCGCUGGUCCGGUCGGGGUCUCCCAGCCGCCACCGCAACGGCUGCUGGCUCCGGACCCUGGAUCCAGGAGAAUCUGGGGCGGGACGGAGUGGAAGCGAGGAGGGAGAGGGUGGCGCCGGGCAAUGGAGAGCGGGCCCGGUACCCUGCGGAAGAAGGCGGCGGAGCGGCAGCACCGGGCCGAGGUGAUGCUGGCGGGCGAACAGCUGAGGCUUCGACUUCAUGAUGGGAAGCUCAUCAAGGAUCGACGUUACCAUCUUCGGACGUAUCCCAACUGCUUUGUGGCCAAGGAGCUCACAGAUUGGCUAAUAGACCAUAAGGAGGCCCCGGACAGAGAAACAGGCAUUCGGCUCAUGCAGAAACUAAUGGACCACUACAUCAUUCAUCAUGUGUGUGAUGAACAUUCAGACUACAAAGAUGCCAAACUGCUGUACCGUUUCCGCAAGGAUGAUGGGACCUUCCCCUUAAACAAGGAUGUCAAAGUGUUUCUUCGAGGCCAGAGUCUGUAUGAAGCGCUGGUGAGUGCAGAUGACUCAAUCCUCAAAGUGCGGGAGGAAAAGUCUAUCAGGUACCAGCGCGCUUUCUUGGGCUCUGAGAUGGUGGACUGGCUCACUCAGGAGGGAGAGGCAGCCAGCAGGAAGGAGGCUGUGGAGCUGUGUCGGGCUCUCCUGGAACAUGGGAUCAUUCAACAUGUCUCUACCAAGCACCACUUCUUUGACAGCAAUCUCCUCUAUCAGUUCCGGAUCAAUUUCCGUAGGCGAAGGCGGCUGACUGAGCUUCUGACUGACAGCCUCCGAACCGUCCCUGAGAGUCCUGAUAGCCCCUUCUGUCUUCGAAAGCUCAAUCCAGACCAGGGCAAUACAAGCUUCCUCUCAGUUCAGCCUAAUAAAGAAAUCAAAGUGGUCUCAGCUGUCAGGAGAAGCAGUGUCACUAGCCUAACAGGGGGAGCUGGGCCUUACUACAACAGUCCCCCCCUUCUGGGGCUCCCACCAGGCUCUGAGUGUAACCCCAAGUCAGUGCUAAAGAGACAGGUAACCAGUGAAGAACUGCUGUCCCCAGGAGCCCCCUAUGUGAAGAAGACCCUAACAAUCGUAGGGGAUGCUGUGGGUUGGGGAUUUGUGGUCCGGGGAGGAAGACCCUGCCAUAUCCAGGCUGUGGAUCCUGGAGGCCCAGCUGCUGCUGCCGGCAUGAAGGUGUGCCAGUUUGUGAUCUCAGUGAAUGGCAUUUUGGUGCUACAUCUGGACUAUCAGACAGUCAGCAACCUCAUUGUGACGGGGCCACGGACACUGAUUAUGGAGAUUAUGGAAGACAUGGAGUAAAGGAGCCUGAAAGCUUCCUUUGGCAAUGUUCCCCCUCUCCAGGGCCUAACUCCCAUUGCCAGCCAGGAUGAAGUCUAAGGCCAUCAAAAUCCUAGUCCAAGAUGUGUGUGGGGGAGGAGCUGUAACUUUAGAGAGAGAAAUUCCAAAACGCUGAGAAUGACCCAGAUGCCCAUUAUAUAAACUUAUUGAGUACUUAGAAUGUGCAAAACUCUCUGUGUUCAACACAGAGAUGGGUAGUUAUGCUGCUGCCCUCAGAGAGUUUGCAGUCCAGUAGGGAGUAUAUUAUAUACACACAUGCACACACACACUAAUAUACAUGUAUGUAUGUAUACAUAUAUACACAUAUGCCUAUG
This is a messenger RNA of Sarcophilus harrisii (Tasmanian devil), 1970 nucleotides long. RefSeq names its product DEP domain-containing mTOR-interacting protein. Gene Ontology annotation, molecular function: protein binding. The record is from RefSeq and is a predicted model, not a curated record. Gene Ontology annotation, biological process: intracellular signal transduction; negative regulation of TOR signaling. The transcript has 9 exons. Lineage: Eukaryota; Metazoa; Chordata; Mammalia; Dasyuromorphia; Dasyuridae. Bases 16 to 1617 code for a protein of 533 amino acids.